AUGCACCUACUUCCUCAACCGGCCCUGCGUCUACUGCUCCAUCCUCCUGCUCAUCCUGUUCCUCACAUCCUGCAACUGGUCCGACCGAUGCUUCUUCGACUUCCGGAGCAACUGGUUCCUCCCGCGGCCGAGCACCUCCGAGCCCGAGCCCUCCUUCAACGAGACCAUGCUCGAAAUGGCGAACUCGACGGCCAGAGCUGUCGCGGGCGUGGCGGUCGAUGGGAUAUCUGCUACGAGCGCCGAGUGGACGGGUCUGGGGGUCGAGUGGCUGCGCACGUUGUUGGGGAAGAGGGAGUGGAGGAUCGAUUGUAUGGAUGUGUAUAUUCAGUUGUGAUGGUUGGGGGACUGAGCGUAUGA
This is a messenger RNA of Pochonia chlamydosporia 170, 357 nucleotides long. RefSeq lists its product as hypothetical. The record is from RefSeq and is a predicted model, not a curated record. The coding region runs from base 1 to 357 and encodes 118 amino acids. NCBI's taxonomy places the organism in Eukaryota, Fungi, Ascomycota, Sordariomycetes, Hypocreales, Clavicipitaceae. The transcript has a single exon.